CGCAAAACGAUUCCUAAUUAGGGGUAUCUUGGUAAUUCAGAUAAACAAACACAAAAACUAGGGUUUUCUUCCUAUAAAUGAUCAUAAACUGCGUUAUUUUCUUAUCGUUCGCCAUUCUUCUCACUUCUGGCUACCAAGCAAAAGCCCUAAAACCCUGGUAAGAAGGACUAGCCAUGGCGACAGUACCUGGUCAGUUGAUAUGGGAGAUAGUGAAGAAGAACAACUCAUUUUUGGUGAAACAGUUCGGUAGAGGAACUGCUGGCUUGCAGUUCAGCAAGGAGUCUAACAAUCUCUACAACCUCAACUCUUACAAGCAUUCUGUUUGUGUUUCGCUACUGGGAGUGUGGCAAUGUGGGAAUGUUGUUGAUCUUUGCAUGCGUGAAAUAGGGUUGGCAAAUAAGAAAACGGUCACCAUUCAACCAGGAAAAGACCAAUCUGUGGUUCUUGCUACAACUAAGACCAAGAAACAGAGCAAACCUGUUGCUUUGCUUCACAAGUCUGUCAUGAAGAAGGAGUUUCGCCGGAUGGCCAAGGCUGUGGAGAAUCAGGUUGGAGAUAACUAUUACAGACCUGAUUUAAAGAAAGCAGCUCUUGCAAGGUUGAGUGUUGUGCAUAGGAGCCUGAAGGUUGCCAAAUCUGGUGUGAAGAAGAGGAAUAGACAAGCUCAGAAGAUCAAUGGUAGGAAGUGAGUAGUGAGUUGAGAAGGAAAUAUAUGCUUUGAUGUUCCUCCACUUCAAUGGACAGUGAAAAAUUCCGGAAUCCUCUUGGUUUUAUUUGGACAUUGUUUUGUGUUUAGAUGCUGAACUAUAGAGAUCAUCUUUUCCUGGAUAAUUUGGUUAUGGUAUUUUAUAUCAAGUUUUGCUUUUGAUUAAUAUAAUUUUUUUUUUUGCUA
Messenger RNA from Manihot esculenta (cassava), 892 nucleotides. RefSeq names its product 60S ribosomal protein L28-2. Gene Ontology annotation, biological process: translation. Gene Ontology annotation, cellular component: ribosome; cytosolic large ribosomal subunit. Gene Ontology annotation, molecular function: structural constituent of ribosome. Lineage: Eukaryota; Viridiplantae; Streptophyta; Magnoliopsida; Malpighiales; Euphorbiaceae. The transcript has 4 exons. The record is from RefSeq and is a predicted model, not a curated record. Bases 174 to 689 code for a protein of 171 amino acids.